AUGAAGGUAGCGUUGUGCUCAGUUUCAUCGGCAUUACUGUUGGAGCCUCUACUCGAUGUUUACAGUGCUUCUUUGAAUCAUAAAAUCAAGGCAGAGAUCGAAUUUUGGGUUUGUGUAAACAGGACAUGCCGGAGACAAGGCUCCAGAGAAACCCUUGAAAUCCUAUCAGGCCUUGCCCCUGCUGAUGUCUCCAUCAACUCUUGCGGUUGUUUGGGCCGAUGUGGCUCAGGUCCCAACCUCGUUGUCUUGCCCGACAGCAUCAUGGUCCGUCUUUGUGGGACUCCUUCACGAGCUGCUGAAGUAAUGCUGAGCUUUUGUGGUGGCAGCAAUGAUUCUUUGGAUGCUAAGAAGAAUCUUGAGACGCUUGCGUUGAGGAAGAGGGGAGAGGAGGCAUUGGAGAAGGGUGAUUUUGCAGAGGCUGAGCUUUUAUUCUCUCAGGUAGUCAAAAUUUUAGUUUUAGUAGCUUGUAUUGGGCAUUAUGUGCAGUUGUGA
Messenger RNA from Macadamia integrifolia, 492 nucleotides. RefSeq lists its product as uncharacterized. Lineage: Eukaryota; Viridiplantae; Streptophyta; Magnoliopsida; Proteales; Proteaceae. The coding region runs from base 1 to 492 and encodes 163 amino acids. The transcript has a single exon. The record is from RefSeq and is a predicted model, not a curated record.